AUGUUGUCUCCAGAUGGACAUGUUGGCGGCGCCCAUCUCGAGGAUCGAUUUCUUUUGUCUUCAUUUGAACUCCGUCUGAUCUGGCAGAAAAGAAUCCCUUUCUCUCAAAAUAUUAAUUGGCCCUCCCGUGUUGCCAGACGCGAGCAACUCGUCAACGCGUUGGGCUUUUACACUUUUAAUAUCGGUCAAUACGAUUUGGAUGUUCAAAAACAAGGUGCAAAAGGAAAUGAAAGAUCCCAUCCUCACCAAUUUAAACAAGUAACGUGGAAGGGUAUUUUAGUCAGUGCGACAAGAAUAUUCAGUUUCUCCGUUGAAUACGGUUUCAGUGGGGCCACUCCUGUUAACAUCGGCCGGCGACGAGGCAACUUUGUGAUCGAAGCCAUAACAAGAAAAGAUUUUGCUGCUGCCGAAGAGAAAUUAGGAAUUAACGUAGUAGAGGCAAACGGAGUUCCUGAUGGAAAUCUCAACAAGGAGAUUAUUCAAACAAGAUUCGCAAACGAGAAUCUCUCCAAUUCCGUCCAUCUCUCUCCAAAUUCAAAUUCAGAUAUUAACCACGAUGAUCCAGCUGGAGAUACAAAACCCGCAAAAAAGGAUCAACAAGAAGAUGGAUUCUGCCAAAUAGAGAUGGAGGAGAAGAGACAAGAUUCAGCGACCGAGAUAUUGGAUUCAUACGAUACCGUUGAAAGAAUCCCAUCAACCGAAAGUCACGUGAAGAAAGAAAAUAAUAACGAUUUUAUAGCCGUUACACCCAAAAUCAACGGUUAUAUACAAAUAACCCAGCCUGAUUCUCAUCUCCCGAAACCAGAGGCACCUCCAGGUCUCUCACCUCCACCUCAAACUCAACAAUACCGAAACGGCGACGUUGUAACUCGAUCCAAAUCCUUGUCUGAUAGUUUUACGGCCGUCGACAUGCCGUCCAUCGGAAAAUUCAUCAAGGACCGAAGCAACAGCUUAUCGGCAUCGAUUUCAAAAAGAUUUUCCUUUGUCAAAUUUGACGACGGUGAUGGCGAUGACACGAAUCAUAAGGUGAACUCAUUCGACUCGGGCGUGACAGAGUACAACAUAUCGGGACUCAAAGUUAUAGUGAAGCUAAAAAACGACGAUGAGGAGGAACAAAUUAAAGGACAGAUAAGUUUCUUUUCAAGGUCAAAUUGCAGAGAUUGCACUGCAGUCCGUUCGUUUUUCAGAGAGAGAGGAUUAAAAUUUGUUGAAAUCAACAUCGACGUGUAUCCGCAGAGAGAGAAAGAGCUGAUUAGGAGAACCGGAAAUUCUCAGGUACCGCAGAUAUUUUUCAACGAGAAAUUGUUUGGUGGUUUGGUGGCGUUGAAUUCGUUGAGGAACAGUGGAGGUUUUGAGCAGAGGUUGAAGGAGAUGUUAGCGAAGAAAUGUUCAGGUGAUGCGCCUGCACCGCCGGUGUAUGGAUUUGAUGAGCAUGAGGAGGAAUCAACGGACGAGAUGGUUGGGAUUGCGAAGGUUUUGAGGCAGAGACUGCCAAUUCAGGACCGUCUGAUGAAGAUGAAGAUUGUUAAGAAUUGUUUUGCUGGGCAUGCGAUGGUCGAGGUGCUCAUUCACCACUUCGACUGCGGCAGGAAGAAGACCACUCCCACUUCCCAAACGUUGGAUCCGCUCCACCCAACCCUAUCCAUUAUCCAUCUCGUGAAAAAGCAAAUGCGAAGUUGCUUUGAUGAUGUUGGACGCGCUGUUGAGAUUGGUAAGCAGCUGGCCAGGAAGCACUUCAUUCAUCAUGUUUUUGGGGAAAAUGAUUUUGAAGAUGGAAACCAUUAUUAUCGUUUCCUUGAGCAUGAACCAUUUAUUCCCAAAUGCUACAAUUUUAGAGGGUCUACAAAUGACAGUGAGCCUAAGCCCGCAGUUGUGGUUGGACAAAGGCUCAACAAGAUAAUGUCUGCGAUACUAGAGUCAUAUGCCUCUGAUGACAGGUGCCAUGUUGAUUAUGCUGGCAUCAGCAAGAGCGAGGAAUUCCGAAGAUACGUCAAUUUGGCUCAAGAUCUUCACAGGGUGGAUCUCCUAAAGCUCUCACAAGGCGAGAAACUGGCCUUCUUCUUGAACUUGCACAAUGCUAUGGUCAUCCAUGCUGUGAUUAGAGUAGGAUGUCCAGAAGGGGCAAUUGAUAGGAGAUCCUUCUAUUCUGACUUUCAAUACGUUGUAGGAGGGUAUCCCUACUCUCUAAAUACAAUUAAGAAUGGAAUUCUCAGAAGCAACAGAAGAUCUCCCUACUCAUUGGUCAAGCCUUUUGGCACUGGAGACAAACGCUUAGAGGUCGCUCUUCCUAAAGUGAAUCCAUUAAUUCAUUUCGGACUCUGCAAUGGUACAAGAUCAAGCCCCACAGUGAGGUUUUUCACACCCCAAGGAAUUGAAGCUGAAUUAAGAAGUGCUACAAGAGAAUUUUUCCAAAGGAGUGGAAUGGAGGUGGACUUGGAAAAGAGGACAGUUUACCUUACACGGAUUAUCACAUGGUUCAGCGGUGAUUUCGGGCAGGAGAAAGAAAUUCUGAGGUGGAUUAUCAACUACUUGGAUGCAACUAAAGCAGGAAACCAAGAGGUUGACAAUUUUGUUUGCCUAUGGAAGUGUGGGUUUGCCAGUGACUGGAUAGGGGAUUCUAAUUUCCGGGCAACAGUGUCAAUUAAAUCCAGUUCUGAUGCCAUAUCAUUUCUUGCCUGUGAUGUUCGCGACCAUAAAUCAUCAGAUUCCUCUUUAAGUACACAAUCUAUUGGAUUGUUGAAAAACCGGUGCCUAGAAACUGAUGAUUAUGAAGUCUUGACUCUGGAAAUCGUCAUUUUGUUCGUAUUUGAAAAAUCCUUGAAUGGGCUGAAGUCCAAGCAUGCAAAUACGAGUUUCCAGUUUCCAGUAAUAAUAUUCUACAGAUGUUACUUUGAAGAAUUUAUGAUGCCCACGUAUGAUGCAAGGAAUGGAAUGGGGACUGGAAAAUGA
This is a messenger RNA of Dovyalis caffra, 2949 nucleotides long. NCBI's taxonomy places the organism in Eukaryota, Viridiplantae, Streptophyta, Magnoliopsida, Malpighiales, Salicaceae. The record is from the annotation of a GenBank genome assembly.